Messenger RNA from Babesia microti strain RI, 351 nucleotides. RefSeq names its product BMN1 family, Pseudo gene. The transcript has a single exon. Bases 1 to 351 code for a protein of 116 amino acids. The record is from RefSeq and is a predicted model, not a curated record. NCBI's taxonomy places the organism in Eukaryota, Apicomplexa, Aconoidasida, Piroplasmida, Babesiidae.
AUGAUACUUAGUGAAAAUCCGUUAAACUCCUUUUUCUCACUCGUGCGUACGCUGUCUGAUGAACUUGUAGAAGACAAUAUUAAGAAUGACAAUAAAGCAUUUGAAAAGCACGUAUCUAAGGCUACUGAUUUGAAGGAUAAGAUUGAUGAUAAGGAUGAAGAUUCUAAUAACAAUUGUUUUAAGGACAUGAUUGAGGAAGUGAAGGGUGCGACUGAAGAAAUUAAUAAACUUAUUGAAGUCACGAUUUCCAACAUUAGAGAUCCUGGUGUUGUUAUUGACAGCGAUACUAUUCCAAGCUUCAAAUCUCUUUUUUUCAUAAUCACCCAAAUCACCAAUAUUAAAAUGCAAUAA